Chaetura pelagica (chimney swift) is the source of this 585-nucleotide messenger RNA. It is a transcript of the gene ZFAND2A, whose product is annotated as zinc finger, AN1-type domain 2A. Gene Ontology annotation, cellular component: endoplasmic reticulum; cytoplasm. The record is from RefSeq and is a predicted model, not a curated record. Lineage: Eukaryota; Metazoa; Chordata; Aves; Apodiformes; Apodidae. Gene Ontology annotation, biological process: protein targeting to ER; proteasome-mediated ubiquitin-dependent protein catabolic process. Bases 1 to 585 code for a protein of 194 amino acids. Gene Ontology annotation, molecular function: zinc ion binding. The transcript has 5 exons.
AUGGACACUCUCCCAGGGGCGGCAUCACCCCGUGGGCGGGGGCUCCACCACCUCCCAGGGUUGCCUGGUGCCUUCAAGGACAUGACUGCACCGUGUGCUGACUUCCUUCCUCUGACAUGUGAUGCGUGUGGGGAGGUUUUCUGUAAAGAGCACAUCCGUUAUGAUGACCACAGAUGUAACUCUGCCUACAAAAAGAAUGUGCAGGUUCCAGUGUGUCCACUCUGUAAUGCACCAAUCCCAGUCCAGAAGGGGGAAAUACCAGAUAUUGUGGUUGGAGCUCACAUGGAUAAGGACUGUAAAUACAAUCCAGCACAGCAAAAGCAGAGGAUCUUCACAAACAAAUGCUUAAAGCCAGGCUGCAAGAGGAAAGAGAUGAUGAAGGUUGUGUGUGAACAGUGUGGGGGCAACUUCUGCAUAAGGCACCGGCACCCUCUGGAUCACGACUGCGCCGGGAGCAGCUGCCCCCCCUCCAAGGCAGGCUAUGCAGCUCUGAUGAGAGCCUCUCAAUCUGCCUUCAAGUCAACGGGAGCGCUCGGAGUGCCAUCUAAUGGGAGUUCGCAGCACAGCAGGUAUCAUGGGCUGUAA